Molecule: messenger RNA, 2570 nt
Organism: Anopheles moucheti
Lineage: Eukaryota; Metazoa; Arthropoda; Insecta; Diptera; Culicidae
Gene: Mys45A
Product: protein SDA1 homolog
Exons: 2
Coding region: 84-2411 (775 amino acids)
Biological process (GO): ribosomal large subunit export from nucleus; ribosomal large subunit biogenesis
Cellular component (GO): nucleolus
Source: RefSeq, a predicted model, not a curated record
UUCUCUACCAUGCGGUCGGGCCUGUAAAGUGGCCGUGUUUGUUUACAGCCUGCUUGGCAAAAGUGUAACUUUUGGUCGAAAAAAUGGUGCGCCACAAUAACCAGCUGCCGGACAAUUUGCCGCAACUGCAAAACCUCAUCAAACGCGAUCCGGAUUCGUAUCGCGAUGAGUUUUUGCAGCAGUAUCACCACUUCCACAGCGUGCUCGACAUCUUUCGCCUGGAACCGGACAAGGAAAACAAAAGCCUCUGCGAGUCGAUUAUGUUUCUGGCACAGGUGGCACAGUGCUAUCUGGAGGAGUUGAAAACGUUUCCACAAACGCUGGUGGAUCUUCUGAAAACCCACUCAACCACGCUCGAUCCAGAGAUGCGGAACACGUUCUGCCGAGCGCUGAUACUGCUGCGAAAUAAGAACCUGAUUUCGCCGCUCGAUCUGCUGGAAUUGUUCUUUCAGCUGUUACGUUGCCCGGACAAAGCACUGCGUACCUUCCUGGAGAAUCACAUCAUUAACGACAUCAAAAACAUGAACGCAAAGCAGAAAGACAUGAAGCUGAACUCUACGCUGCAAAACUUCAUGUACACCAUGCUCCGGGAUACGAACCCAAAGGCGGCUAAAAUGUCGGUUGACAUCAUGAUCGAGCUGUACCGGAAGCAGGUUUGGAACGAUGCCAAAACGGUAAACGUGAUCGCAAACGUUGGCUGCUUUUCGAAAAUCACGAAGGUAGCGGUGGCAUCGUUGAAAUUUUUCCUGGGAACCGAUCAGCAGGACGAGGAAGAUGACGAGGACGAUAGUGAUCGCGAAGUGGACCUCAAGGGUAUCAUGAUGGCAGCCAAGGUGAACAAGAAAACUAAGAAGCGCAAGAAGAAGGUGGAAGCGGCCAAAAAACUGUACACGCAGGCCCAAAAGAAGAAGAAAAAGCCGGUCGCGUUCAACUUCUCCGCAAUUCACCUAAUUCACAACCCGCAGGGAAUGGCAGAAAAUUUGUUUAAACAGUUGCAGGAUGGGAAUGAACGAUUUGAAGUGAAAUUGAUGCAUCUGGAUGUAAUUUCGCGAUUGAUCGGCAUUCACGAGUUGUUCCUGUUCAGCUUCUAUCCGUACAUAGCUCGAUUUAUUCAACCACAUCAACGACAAGUAACUCGUAUACUUCAGUUUGCCGCGCAAGCAUCUCACGAACUAAUCCCGCCGGAAAUCAUCGAACCAGUGAUAAAAACGUUGGUAAACAAUUUCGUAACCGAACGCAACUCGAGCGAUGUCAUGGCGAUCGGGCUGAACGCGGUACGAGAAAUUUGCGUCCGGUGUCCGCUGGCGAUGAACGAAGAUUUGCUGCGCGAUUUAACGAUGUACAAAAACUACAAGGAAAAGUCGGUCAUGAUGGCAUCGAAGGCGUUGAUAAUGUUGUACCGCGAACAAAUGCCUACCAUGCUGACGAAGAAGGAUCGUGGCCGGCCGACGGAAGCGAGUGUGGAGGUGAAGCCGAAGCGUUACGGUGAAAUCGUUGCUGCUGAUUAUAUCCCAGGUACCGAAGCUUUGCUGCGGGAAGAUGCACCGGAACUGGAAGAAGAGGAGGGUUCGGCAGGAGGCGAAUCGGAUGGGGAUUGGGUGGAUGUGGACAGCAGUGAGGAUGAAACUGAGGCCAUGUUACGUGAGGCAAGGGGCAAAAAGGGUAUCUUGAUGAUUAAGUCUUCCAAGCAUGAAAAAGAAGAGGAAGAAGACGAAAUUAGUGAGGAGGAAGACGAAGGUGAAGAUGAGGAGAGUGAUGAGGAUGAAGACGAAGAUGAUGAUGAGGAUGAGGAUGAGUGGGAAGAGUGCAGCGAUGAAGAAGAGAUUGUAGAGAAGCAAGCCGUGGAACCGAAACUUAGCAAGCAAGCCAAACGAAGAGAAAAGAGAAAACGCACGAAGAAGAUUCCCACCGUCACGAAAGCGUCCGCCGUGGAAUCAGAAAUAACCGGCAACGACACGGAACAAACGGCCAAAAAUGGUGAACAAACUCUUAAUACGGCAGAAGCAAUGCAGGAGCUGGCGUUGACCAAAAUCUUUACCGAUGCCGACUUUGCACGCAUCGAGCAGGAGCGUGUGAAGAAGCAGCUUACGCAUCACAGCCGCAAACGGCAGCUGGAAACGGAGCGCAGCGAGUUUGUAAAGCUGGACGCGAUCGAGAUGAUCUACAAGCGGCGCAAGGCGGACAAACAGGCGCGCGUGGAGAGCAUGCAACAGGGUCGCGAUGAUCGCGAAAAGUUUGGCUACAAGGAUAACCGGUUGAAUCCCCACUGUUCCAAGACGAACCGUGAAAAGCAGAAGAAUAAGAACUUCUCAAUGAUUCGUCACAAGGUGCGGGGCAAGGUGAAGAAGUCGUUCCGUGACAAACAGGUAGCGUUGAGGAAACAUUUGAUGCAUGUCAAAAAGAUGAAAUAAACUGGGAAUUACUUUUGUGAAAAAGUAAUCCCAAUUUAAUUGAAAUUUGACGGGGUUGACUAUGUCGGAAAGGAUACAAAGCGAUGAUGAACGUAGCGAAGAGCAAUGAGGUUGAGCUCAGCAUGACUUCGAGAGCAUGAAAGUUCAAUAAAGAUGAUC